Abrus precatorius (Indian licorice) is the source of this 243-nucleotide messenger RNA. RefSeq names its product polcalcin Cyn d 7-like. The transcript has a single exon. The coding region runs from base 1 to 243 and encodes 80 amino acids. The record is from RefSeq and is a predicted model, not a curated record. Gene Ontology annotation, molecular function: calcium ion binding. NCBI's taxonomy places the organism in Eukaryota, Viridiplantae, Streptophyta, Magnoliopsida, Fabales, Fabaceae.
AUGGCUGAUAGCGCAGAGUGUGAACGCGUUUUCAAGCGCUUUGAUGUGAAUGGGGAUGGCAAAAUCUCGUUGGCAGAGUUUGCUGAAGCUCUCAAAGUGUUAGGUUUAACUUCUCAGGAGGAAGUUGAGCGUCGAAUGGCAGAGAUUGAUACAGACGGUGAUGGCUCCAUUACAUUGGAAGAGUUGAUUGAAUUUCAAACCGCCAACCCUAAUUUGAUGAGGGAUGUUUUGAAUAAACUCUAA